UCCUGUUGCCAUAAACACUAAAUAAGCUUUUUGCUUCACAAGUUGUUUAUUGAUGGACUGGGAUGAGGAUUAUUGUGAUGUUUUUAUCAGCUGUUUGGGCUCAUUCUGACAGCACCCAUUCACUGCAGAGGAUCCAUUGGCGACAUUAGUCCCAAGUCUCCUGACCGACCGGUGGCGCUACAGCGCAAAAUUGGCCGUAAAGACUUUAAAACCGGAAUGAAGCAGAUUUCAAAAUACAAACCUCUUCAAGAAAAUGGCGGAAGUCGUGGAACUGCAUAAACUCAAGUUGGCAGAGCUGAAGCAGGAAUGUACUGCUCGUGGCCUGGAUGCCAAAGGAAAUAAAGCCGAUCUGAUUGCCCGGCUGCAGGCUUACCUGGAAGAGCAUGAAGAAGUGAAUGAAGAAGAAGUUCUGGAAGAAUAUGGUGAGGAGCCCUUUGCCAAAGAAGAGACGGAUGACCAGAAGCAAGAGUUUACUCCUCCUGAAGUGGUGACUGAGAAAAAACUGGUCAAGAUAAGCCCUCCUGAUGAGGUUGAUGAGCGGCUUCAGAAAAGAGCGGAACGCUUCAAUCUUCCACCGAAUGCGGACAGCAAAAAGGCGGCACGGGCAGCAAGGUUUGGUUUGGAAGAACCUGAAUCUGUGUCGUCCAAAGGAACUUCAACCAAACCAAAUGUUGACGUUGAGGUAUUAAAGAAGAGAGCAGAACGUUUUGGCAUGAAUGUCUCUUCAGUUUCUAAAAAGAUUGAGGAUGAUGAAAAGCUUAAGAAGAGGAAGGAGAGAUUUGGCAUUGUCACAAGUGCAGCGGCUGGUGGAGCCAAUGAUACAGAGGCGUAGCUUGACUUUUGAGCUUGGGGGGGGCCAAACCAAGCCAGUCGAUUUGGCAAAGAAGCGAAAACGUGCUGAGCGGUUUGGAAAUGUAUAAAAAAAAAAAUGGCUCUUACCCUUUUUCUACUUUUUAUUAAUUUUUUUUUUUUUUUUUUAAGUGUUCUUUGCGGUUCAUUUUGUGAUAAGCUUGUAAUCCCUGUAGUGCCAUGGUUGUUUAUCUGCUAUUUACAUUAAAAGUACCCCAGUUCCUUACUAA
Molecule: messenger RNA, 1079 nt
Organism: Onychostoma macrolepis
Lineage: Eukaryota; Metazoa; Chordata; Actinopteri; Cypriniformes; Cyprinidae
Gene: sarnp
Product: SAP domain containing ribonucleoprotein
Exons: 13
Coding region: 254-832 (192 amino acids)
Biological process (GO): poly(A)+ mRNA export from nucleus
Cellular component (GO): nucleus
Source: RefSeq, a predicted model, not a curated record